This is a messenger RNA of Rhipicephalus sanguineus (brown dog tick), 9699 nucleotides long. Its product is annotated as glycosyltransferase 8 domain-containing protein 1. The record is from RefSeq and is a predicted model, not a curated record. Lineage: Eukaryota; Metazoa; Arthropoda; Arachnida; Ixodida; Ixodidae. The transcript has 8 exons. Bases 140 to 1279 code for a protein of 379 amino acids. Gene Ontology annotation, molecular function: glycosyltransferase activity. Gene Ontology annotation, cellular component: Golgi apparatus.
CUUGGAGUGUGUGUCGCCGGCCGUACGCGCAAUGAGUUUCUCGUUGUGCAUCUAAGGUGCAUCUAAGGCGCAAUGAAUGCGUUGUGACAGCCAUCUAGUCUAGUUGUAAUACUCGCAGGAGACGCAAAUAGAGUGAAACAUGGCGAUGCUGAAGCGCUCGCACAACACCUGUCUCGUCAAAGGCCUCUUCGCUUCCUUGGCAGUAACGUGCCUGGUUGGCCUCUACUAUGGCUACCGGCUCAUGGUGUCCAACGAGGCCAAGUUUUCGUUUGGCCGGUCUGCUGGUGGCGAACCUGUGGUCGAGUCGGACGAAGGUGGCCCGGGCGCUCCCGUGCACGUGGUGCUGGUGACGUCCAAUGCCGGGCUGGGAGGUGCCGUGGCGGCCAUGGUGAGCACGGUGCGCCACAGCCGCCGGCCAACGUCCUCGCUGCGCUUCCACGUGGUGACAGACAAUGCAACCCAGUUUCACCUGCAUGCCUGGAUGCACCAGGCACAGCUGGCACGGUUCCAGUACGAGGUGCUCACCUUCCCUCAGACACCACUCAUUGCUCCAGAGCUGGCGACCAUCGUGCAGCUCCCGUAUGCCAAGCUCUACCUUGGCCGGCUACUGCCUGCUCUCAGAGGUCCGGUUGUAGUGCUGGACGAUGAUGUCAUUGUGCAAGGUGACAUAGCUGAGCUGGCCUCCCUGCCCAUUCCGGAUGGCAGCAUAGGGCUCUUCUCCAAAGACUGUGAUAGCAUGUCCAGGAGGUACAACACAGCGGGGAGUCGUUACCACCAGCUUCUAGACCUGAGUCGACCAUCACUACGUGACUUGGGCCUGGAGCCCAACGAGUGCGCACUCAACUUGGGCGUGUUCGUGGUGCGCAUGGCCGACUGGGUUCGACAAAAUGUCACCGAGAUGGCCGAGAACUGGAUCAGAGCGAAUCUCAGGGAGAAAAUCUUCAAGCGGGAGGGACCUCUGGGGCCCCUGCUGCUGGCACUUCACAACAAAACCAGCCUCCUAGACCCCCAGUGGCAUGUCCGCAACCUAGGGGUGACCCCAGGGAGCCAGUACUCACGUCUCUUUGUGACCAGUGCCAAGUUGUUGCAGUGGUCGGGUCGCUUCAAGCCAUGGAACGCCCGCUCUCCAUACUCGGACAUCUGGCACAGGUACUUUGUGCCAGAUCCGACGGGCCGCUUCCGGCCGGCCUCCCGAGGGGGGGCCGCCUCGCCCGCAUCCGGUCAGCGCUCCCAGAAGUCUACGUCCGCACAGCCAGAUCGACGGCUCAACCUGGUCUGAAGGCAGGAUGGCAACCUGGGUCGGUUGCCCAACACUGGUUGUGUUGGUUGCAAGGCUUUAUGGCAAAGACGACAGAGAGAAGGUGCGAGAAAGGAUUGGGACAGGAUUGCCACAAGUCAGGACACCGAGCUUUCAGUGGCAGUCCUAGAUGCGGAAACAGCACAACGAACGGGCAAGGAAUCAAAAACGGAAGCAAACGGGACAGGUGAUUGUGUCGAUCUGAGGCUGAAUGUUUGGGAAGCAAGCUCUACCGGUUCUUUGUUUUCCUAGCUGUAGAUCCUCUCGUGAGGCAACGCCUAGUUCCUUUUAUUUUCUUCGCUCUUUUGCAGCCUUACAUUGACUGGGCGACGUUUCUCACAUCUUGUCUCUUAGUCGUGGUACUCGUCAGAAUGACAACCUUAAUUUAUAACCCCAAUUUUAGAGAAUGGAUCUCGACUGAUCCCGCCUUGAGAGCUUUGGAGGCAACAAUUAUGAACACCUCUAUGUGAGCUGAAGUUCAUCAACUUUGUCACAUAUGAAUGACGUAUGGGCCAAUUAUUUUUCGAAGGCUGCAGAGGGAGCAUACAUUGUGCUUACAUUGUGCAAUGUGCACUCGUAACAAGAAUGACCGUUAGGAGGCACAUAGACACGAAGACUGUUUUGCGAAGUCAUGAUAGUCCAUUUGAAUCUCAACUUCUCUUUAUGUUAUCUAGACCGAACUAGUACUACUAUCACUUUCACAACUGGAAAUACUAGUUAUGCAUGCCACAAUGACAUGUUAUGCUUAGGAAAAUGAAGGUAUUUUUCAUUGUUUUGCUAGCAUGUUGAUCUGCAGCUGUCCUAUAAUAUGCUUCUCAUUAUGGAAUGGACUAAUUUCGUUUUAGCAAGGCAUUAUUUGCUGUUUAGUUUAAUGUGUGUUUGUAAAGUAGCUGUGAGGCUCGUUAGUCAUAUAAGAUACUUUGAGUAUUAAAAUGGUGUUUUAAAGGGACACUAAAGAGAAACAGGAAGUUCAGCUGUAAUGACAGUUAUUGCAAUCUCAGUUGUGCCAUUAUGUACUGUGAACACAGCUUUAAUGAGCGGUAAAAUAGUGAAAAACUGAAGAAUAAGUGCUGAAACUCUUUCAAAUUUUCUGCAUUAGACGUUCUUGACGUCAGAGAUCACAAAUGCAGUUCAAUGACAAUAGAUUGAGAGCUUUUCAUUACUGUUAAUGGAAACGCAAAACAAAACAAACCUUAAACACAUAAACAGCAUUCGACAACUGGACGCCUUGCCUUCCGUCGGCGAAAAGACUUUGCCUUCUGUCGGCAUGACUGCUGUUCCAUUGUCAGGCACACCUGCCCCGUGAGAAUCAUUUCGUGCUCUAUUUGACUGAAGUUGCCGAAAUGCAAACCUGCUCCCCUUGCAAGAUCUUCGUUGUGAGCUUCAGCGUCAGUAACAGCAUCCCUCACAACAAACAUGAAAACAGCGACCGCUUACGAAUGCUGAUUUGAGGUACAAAUUGAGGACAAGGAAAAAAAAACGAGUAAAGGAUAAAAUGUUCUCAGUUUGUGCCACAAAUCUUUCAUUAAGCUAUGCACCAACUUUUCCAACGUUGCACUCUGCUAAAGCUAAUGCAUGUGGUGACAUAUCAUGAGGCACCCUCUGGUUCGCUGAGAGCAAUGAGAUCCACGGUAACACUGCUUCAAUGCCAAGUCUGGUGCAAUCGAAGUUGAGGCAGAUAUUUGGUCUCUCGUUAUGAAUUUCUCCACUAAUAAUUCAUCUUUUGCACCAAACAAAGAACUGUGCGCAUUCCUGAAGGCCCAUCUCUGAUUCCAGCCCAGCUUCUUGUUUCCCCAUAGUAUCCCUUUGAAGCUCAGUGUAGAAACCACAGACCAAUGCACUGUGAACCCGGUGCAGUUGUUUCACGUGUGAUGGAGAAUGGUGUCUCACUUUUUUUUAACACCGACAGAACUUGCACAACAACACGGCUUUAAAACAAUCUGUUGUGCUUGGCUUCUCUAGUGGCCAGGGCACAAUCAGCGCUGCAUCAAAUAGGUUUCACCAAUCUCGGUGGUGAGUGGGCGGCAGCACUGUGGCCUGCAACCGUGCCACAACAAUAUUUGUGAUGCACCAAAGCCUCAGUGUCACUAUUUGUAUUUAUUUAAGUCACUGGUGAAAUUAGAAUGCUGCGAGGUGUUUGAAAUUGGGGUCCUAGUUAAACCGUGCGAGCCGAUGACAGCACUGCGAAGCAGUCCAAGUAAUUAAACAUAUACAAGUUGAAGUUGUGAAUCAUUUUUUUAGGGACCGAAAUGGCAAGUAUUGUCAGUGCAGACAACUGGAAGCUUUGUCCCUAAGGUUUAGGAACACUGAAUGUUAAGAUGGAUAUCUACAAUAGGUCUGCCACAUUGUACCCUGCACGCAUAGCUGAAAUCCAGUAACGGUAUCUGGUAGCAUAGAAAAAAGGAGAAAAUAUGGCAUUAGCUCCGAGCUGCAUCAGGGCCAUCUCCUAGUGGCAAGACAAGUUAGCCAUGUGCAAGCAUUCUGUUUUUGUUAAACGCUGUCAAACUUUCCAAGAAAGCAACGAAUCUCUUUGUGUGUGUGCAGGUAUCUUGCACAACCUCUGAAGUGGUGGUGUUUCGCUGUUGCUCAGGCAUGGUGCACUGUAAUCUCGGAGGCCUCGCACACCACAAUGUCCCUACAUGACCUCAGAGAUGUGCAGAGGCGAGGGGUGUAGCGUUGCUUCCCAACUGCUGCUGUAAAUGUGCUGCUCCACUUCGGCAGCUGUUCUCCUUCACCCGAUUUACAAAAUGCGUUCGCAAAAAACAGUGCAUAAUAUCCAUUUGACCACUGGCACCAUGAGUACUUCGAAGUACUAGUUUCAAUUUCAUUUACUGUAGCAGUGAAACUUGCUUAUAUUGAAAUCUUGGAUAGACACGCUUCAGUAUGCUGAGGUCGAUAAACGCGUGGUGUUCUUAGCAGUUAAAGGAGCACUGACACAAAAAUUUGGACCUUGUUCUUUUUGUUUAAAUAUAUAGCUUAUGACCCACUUAUCACGGCUGCAAACCUCGUUUGCGUGAGUGCGCGACGGUUAUAUAUUUAGAGACGUUUUAGAGCGCCCAGUCGCAGUUUCGGUUUCAAAGAGCACCGAGCUAGGCAGGAGCACUUCAGGAGGCAAGGUAAACACAGCUGGCCACGUGACCAUGCAAAAUUGUGACAGGCGGCGCGCGAGAGCGGGUGCGAGUGGGCACCGCACUGACAGUUUGUCUGCUACGCCAGUUCGUCUGACGCGGGACGCUGCGAGCUGCUUGCUUCUUGUUCCGCAUGUUUCACGCUAGAAGUGCGGACGUUGUCCGUGUCGUUGCCAGGCAUGGUUCCAGCAGUCAAUAGAGUGUCUUAGUCUGUCCGGCAUUUAAAAAUGUGUCGCGUAAAACCAAAUAAAGUGUCCUCAAGCUGGCACCAGGUCAAGUGGCGCCAGCUAUGGAGGAUUAGAAACAACUAACAAACGCAUAAUCUAACUAACAAACGCUUAAUUUAUGUCCUCCGAGCAUUCGGACGCACCCAUCUCGACUCGCUAAGCCUACAGCAUCAAUUAUUUGACUAUGGCUCUCAAAAGCGGCGCCGAAUCGGGACGAAUACAUCACUGUCAAAGCUUAAGGACAUGAAUCUAAAGUAAAUGGAAGCAUCAGUUCGGAGCUUACACGCUACAGAGCGCACGGUGGCCACUUGAUAGAUUCAAAGUGUGCGACAACCGCUUUUGGCAGUGCGGCCAUGUUUUUCGGAGGCACGAAUGUCUCGCCGGCAAAGCUUGCCAUGCACGUUGGACAGCUCUCACGCAUGCGGCGACGGCCAGCGUCCUGUGGCAGGCUUGCCGCUAGCGUGAGCGGGCCAUAACAUCUGCCAAAUGGCGCGACGAGCAAACAGCGGAAGGGAACACAACCAGCACACGCAAAGCCGCAGGCACGGAGGAAGAAAUGGCAGGUAGCACAAGCGCAAGGGCACAACCAACAACCAGCCAACACAAACUCGUGAUGUAGGUUUGUUUACAUUGCCCCCGCGUUGAUGUCGGCGUCGCGAGGCGCUCGCAUCUCGCUCAGUCGCGCGGCAUGCGCUUUAAAAUUGAUUUUAAGUAUGUUCUAGGCUAUAUUGGCCCUUGAUAUUUCAUACACAUUGUGUAUGGCUCCACAUACAUCUAUUUCACUCAUUAUCUCGUCUUCGAAAUUUUGUGUCAGUGCACCUUUAAAGAGUGAAAUGCUGCGUCGUUAUGUCAAGAAUUUUGUUAUCCUGAAGUUCAUUAUAUCGAGCUUUAGGUGUAUCAUUGUUUAACAUCAUGUUUGCGCCUCACUAAAACAAGCACUCAUUGCUUUCAGUUAAGUGGCCAGCUUGACCAUAUUUCGGCCUUGUAGCCUCACAGAUCACUUCAGGCUGACCUGUAGUUUCACGCAGAAAGAUUUCUUCGUUGUUCUAGAUACAGUGCUGCACUGUGUGCGCCUCUCUCUUAAAUACUGAUACAACUAGGGCUGCUUGAGAGAUGCUCCUUCACUAUGGCUUUUUGUUUCUAAAUACUAGGACCAUACUUCUAAUUCUGUUAAACAGCACACCAACAUCCUCAAUUGUCUGGCUGUGUCACGGUGAGGAGAACUUCACCUACUGCUGGAGCAACAAAAAUAUAUAUUUCUUUUUAUGAUGUGGACACGUAGCCUUUUUAAACUGUCAGAUCUGUCGGACGUAUACGACAAACAUGUAGUAUCACGCGACUUCACAAGCUGCACGCCCUGGGAUAGAAAAUUGAAGAAGCUCCUUGGCGGCAUUCGCUGUUCCCAAACAUGUGUUGGCUAUUGAGCGCCAAUUUCCACCUACCAGCCUUACUGUAGCCGGCAGAGUAGCUCAGUUGCAUGUGUAUUGUCGCAGGACACGUAUGACUUUAAUGCAAACAUUCAUUGAUGUUGUGGCCUUUGUUUCAGAGAAGCUCAUUUGAAGUGUAGGUACCAGUAUUUUAUCACUUAUAACCUGCACAAAAUAUUCAGAAAAUUCAUAGCUAAAGUCUGGGUGCGGGUUAUAUGCGAAUUUCAGUGCACAAGUUUACUUCACGGCACUGCUUUGUGAUAUUGCAAGGAUGGUGGCUUCACGGUAAUGUGGGGCAGGGAUCUUUUAUAUGUUUUCCCCCUGCUGUUUGUACUAGUUGCGUGUGCAGGUUAUAUGCAGGGACGGAUUAUACGUGAAAAAAUACGGUAUACUUGAAGGUAUUUUUCACAUUUAAAUGUCCUGAAACUUCUCUAUUGCUUGUUCGGAUAUGUUAUUAUGCUUACGGGUGAAAGUCAACGCAUGCAAUGCAUCUUCAGUAGUCAACGCACCGGCCCUCACAUGUGCAGUUCAAUAACUACAGCUGACUGGAUCAUUUUUCCAGGUCUUUUAUGGUCUUUCGCAGUUUUGGUGUUAACCAUGACAGGCAUGCACAGAAGCUUGUCGUUGCUAAUUGCUCUCAUUGUGGGAGUGACUGCAGUGUAAAAGGAGUCUGUUGAUCUGCUUAUGAGAUUAUCCUUUUUUUUUCCUAAUGCGCGUGAAUGAGCAUAUUUUUGUAUUGUAUGCAGUGCACCUCCACAUAAUUCUGAGCUUCUGUGUGUUCCCAGUGGAUCUUUGUUUGUUGCAAACAGAGGACACUGGACAACAGUCCAACCCUUGCUCGUCUAGCGUAUUUAGCAUAUUGCACCUUUUCUGACGUACCGAGAGUCUCAGCUCCUUGAGUUGUGUUGUGCCAGCAUCUUUAAUGCCGAAAAAAAUUAUUUGUCACUAGAGCCAACAUUUCAACAAGUGUUGACAAGGACUCGUCUUCAUCAAGGUGGCAAGUGCCUUCCUUAGCAGAGUGUGCGUGUACACUUUUCUACAGCCCAUCUCGAUAGCCCCCUUCUGUCCUUUCCUUUCCUUCCCCACCUUUUCUCUCCUCUCCUCCACUUUGGCCAUUGGAGGAGGGCAAGCAAAGCGUACACAAGCACUCUGCUGAUGAAGGCAGUUGUGGCCUUGAUGGAGACAAGUCCACUUGCCGAAGCGUUGACUCCAACGACAUUCCCUCGGCAAGGAUUUUUAAAAAUCUUUCCAAGCCUCCACCUUCCCCUAAACUUCGGUAUUUUUUUUUACUUCUCUAAUGUUGGCACUCCGCGUUUGGCUUGCCUUACUUGCCUGAAGUGUCAUGUUGUCGCUUGUUUUGUAUCCGGCUUGAUGUGCUUCUAUGCUGAUGCAAGGCAGGCUAGCGUGGUAUGUACUAAGCAGUUGCAAUGUAGCAUUUGCAGUGGUGUACACUUUUCGACCCCGAAUGCGUACCUUUCUUACUACUGCCUGAUGAAUGAACAAGGCUCUGGGUUCACUUGCCUCCAUUGGCAACGCGGUUGCACGAAAGUGUAAUCUGAAAGCACGUUUCUGUGUCGCAUGUUAAAAAAAAUAUAUCGUAUUUUCCCACAUGUAACCCGCACAAAAAAACAAAACAGAAAAUGUGCUUAAAAAGUGGGGGUGCAGGUGAUAGCAGUGGUUAUAUGGAUAUUUUUUUGUUUUUGUAGAUUUAAAGUUAGGGGUGUGACUUAUAUGCGAGAAAAUACAGUAAUACUUAGCCCUCCAGCUUGGAAUCUCUCUAACCCAAUGUGGCUUUGUCGCACUGCCCCCCAUCAAGCUAUCAGCAUUGUCUCACCACAUGCAUAUCUCAGCAGUUCUGAACUCCCCCUGUAUGGAGAAGAAUAUUGUUCCUCGUUUGUAUUCAAUUUCUCUCUGUUCCUCCACUUACUUGUUUGCACAGCUGCAUUUAACAAAUAUUGUUGGGUUUUAAUGCUCCCGUGGUAUGUGGUAGCAUUCUUUGAAGAGUAAUUGAUGCAGUGACGUUUACGAUAAGUGUGUGCAGAUUUUUUUUGUUCACUUCCACUACUUAUUGUUUUGCGAUGCUACCUCCUGUUACUGAAUCACCAUUUCGAGCCGCUUUCUCGCUUCACCCUAUAGGUCAAGUUAUACUAUACGCACAGAUAUUUCUGCACAGUGUCCUUUUUUGUUUUGUUUUUGUUCUUUUUCAGCUGUGAUAUAAAGCAGCCUUACGCUUUUUGUGUCUUAGAAAGCGGCUGUGAAAGAUUGAGUAUUAUGUAGUUUUUCAACCAUUGUCUGUACCUUGUGCUUUUUAUUUGCACGCCUUGUUCACAAAUAUUGAGUGAAGUACACCGUAGUGUAACUUCGUUAAGUUGAAUUCUGCGGGAACCAGACGUUUGGUCGACUAAAAUGGAGUUAAACUGAAGAGAGCCCGUUGAAUAUAGCAGCCGGUGACCUGAGCUGCAUCCCUGGAUGGGCUGAGCUGUAGCUGUAGCUUAAUAUUUCUGCGCAAUUUUGUACCAAGCUCAACCGCUAGACAACCAUACAGUGUGGGAGAUCAUGCUUCUCUUGUCCUUGGAAGAAAAUUGAUGUGGCUGACCAUGACGGGCAGUUUAUGUCAGCAAGGAAGUGUUAGCGCAACAAAAGUGUGUUGUCAUUUUUAAGAUUGAAACAGAAUAAACAUUUUCUUAUGUUGUUCUUUUUUUUUCUGUGGCAUAGCUUAUGGCACAGUGAAAAACACGGCAGCACUGUAAGGAUAGGUGGAUGUACCAUCUUUCUAGCCCUUUUUUGUUUUUGCGUGUGUAUCUGUGCACCCUCCCUCGCUGUAAUUCCUGUUGGUGCUGCGGGUAAUGAAUUUUAAAAAUGUUAGUGUUCCGUGUGCAUUGCAGACUGCCAUAUUGUGUCUGCAAUGGACUCCUUGAAACCAGGCAAUGCCAGAUAUCUAGAUUUCAAGAUAUGUUCAGCUGGAUGUUUUCGUUGCGAACAUGUUGAUAAAAGAGCGUACCUUGUGUAAAGGAUUGGCUUUCCAGAUCAGGCACUAUAUCUCAGCAUGGUUGUUUGACAACUCCCGGUGCAGUGCAAAGGCUGCUGUAAUCUGCAUUUUAAUUAAUUGUUUGGCUGCACAGUGAAGUUCAGGCUGUUCAUAAUGUGUCUAAGACUAGCCAGCACAUUGCUCCAUGGUUGUUUGGGGUUUUCGUUCACGUUGUUUCAUUGCAACAGUUAUUAGUGUUUAUAGAGUGUUUUUUUUUUUUCAUUGCGAAAGGGUGUUUGCCCCUUUUCUUGGCUGGUCUGUCUGUCACAGCAAACUGCAGAAAUGUGGGCCGCGCUGCGUGCAGAUGUAUGUGUGUGAGAGAAGUGUUGCAAUGGUGGAGCAUAGAAUCUCAAUUGUGAGAUCGGUUUAAUGAUCUGUCGACAUGUCCUGACCUGUUCGCAGGCAUGCACAUUCUUCUGCUUGUAUUUAGUGGUUGUGUCAUUUUUACCUUCGUGGGAUUGUCAGUUGUGGUGUUGUGUGUGUGAUGCGGUGCCACUAUAGACUGUUGCAUCAUUUGAUGCUUCAUGAACUUGCUGUAUUUAUUGUAAUUUAUUUGAACAGAAGUUUAGAAAUAAACUGUGUGUAUACAUUU